Molecule: messenger RNA, 1863 nt
Organism: Amoebophrya sp. A120
Lineage: Eukaryota; Dinophyceae; Syndiniales; Amoebophryaceae
Source: the annotation of a GenBank genome assembly
AUGCAGCUGCAAAAGCUCCUUUUUGCGCUUCAAGCCGUUGCGUAUUGCGGUCUCUACUCCAACAUCGCGCAGGUCAGAGCAGCGUCUUUCCGCGCUCCGCACUUGUCCGCCGUGAAACAGGCGCUCGAGAGACCUUCAAACUGGGCGAUUUGUUGCAGCUACGCGGCUGCGGCGCACGUGCCCUGUGCUGUGGCGCAGGUCGUUUGUCCUGUGCACGCCGCUACAUACUGCUGUUUUCAACCGACGGCGGUAACUUUGGACCCCCAGUGCUGGGCGUGUUGCGAUCUGUGCUAUGGGAGUGCAGUUGACGUCGCGGUGGAGGUCGCGAAGAGCUGUGGUACGUCUGGGGCGGAGAUCUGUUGCCCCACCGACAACGGCUGCUGCACUCCGCAGUGUGUGGAAGAUGUGUGUUCCGUCGCUGCUCCCCAGUGGCCGGGUUAUUGCUGCCUGGUUGACGAGACAUGCCGCGGUUGCCUGCGUUGCUUUCUCGUCGCUUCGUCGUGCAUGCGAGUCGCCAACUUUCGCGUGACAGAAACCCAGGAUUCCAUCAUCGCCGACGAAGUAAAUCUGGCCGUAAGUAGAAGCACAGACACUUCUGUUGUUUUUUGCACAUCGAUCUUCAUAACUAUCGAAUAUCUACACCUGCAGCCCCUCAGUGCUGGCGUCGUGUGCUACUUCGGUUUGUUGACAUUUGUAGGCGUGACCUGUCAUUCUCAUUUUAUCUAAAAAAUGCUUUGCUCGACGUGUUGGUCUGGAGUGGUUUAGGUCCACGGAUGAGAUCCAUCAUUUUACGCUCCACUACAGCUGACCGAGGGCAUGCUAAAUUCGUUGCCCGCGAUCGAGUGCGCGUAUUGGGCGGGACGAGUGGUGAUUCCAGGCGUACAGAAAUCAAUACAAAUUGUGAAUGCUCUUCCGCCCCCUGCGCAGAUGAGUAUGGGAGUGGGUACGUUGCUGUGCGCCACGGCAUGGUCCGUGGCCUGCGUCGCUGAACACGAGCGGCGGCGCGGUUUGGAAGAGGGACGACCGGAGGCCGAUGGAUAUAAUCCAGUGUCGGAGGAGGAAUACCUGCGGUGGAACGACCAGCAAGUGCGAGAAAUCCUCGCUGCGCCCGCGUUUGCAUCCCGCAGACAAGAACACCACCGCGGACGAAAUGGAGGACGCGGAGCCACGGCAGCGGAAUCGCGUCCAACGUCAAACUCGGAUCGCGAGCAAGGUUCGCAGUUGUUCUCCGUCAUCUCGCAUUUUUUUCCGUCCGUCUCGGCAGCGCAGCACCGAGCGCCGUUCAGCGCUGAUCAACGGAGUAGUCUGCGACCCCCUGAUGCUCACGUAGUUUUUCCGCGAGUAGCGGACGAAUCCAUCAGAUCCGCGGGAGUCAGAGAAAACCCAAGGGCUCGCGCCACGUCUCCACGGCGAACUGUGUCAUUCCUCCACGGUGCCACAGAAACAUGACGCUUCCACCGGCACGGCAUCGAUGCAGGGGUCUGGCGCGUUUUUUCCGCAGCCGCUUUCCUUGCCUAGCGGAGAAUUGAAAAAAGGAAAAUCUUUCGUAAUAUACCUAGUGCGCAAUCCUCACAGCAGUAAACAGAACCGAGAAUACAGAAUUUAGAAUAUUCAGUUCAGCACUUGUAAAAAUAGCCGCGUCGACUUUAAACGGUAUGUCUCCGUGUAAACUCACCUUAAAUAAUGAUAACCUCUACACGCAGACACAGAACGAUACCAGCACGAGCUGCAAAGCGAGUUCUAGCCUUGAUUUGGAUGAAGACUGCAACGGAUCAGUUUGGCGAUCACUUUAGCUGCUGUCUGUGUGUAGAAGAUCGGUGGAACAUCAUGCUGGAGGCGUUGGAUGAAGUCGAUCUGCACCUU